Messenger RNA from Hirsutella rhossiliensis, 3351 nucleotides. Its product is annotated as ATP-dependent protease la (LON) substrate-binding domain-containing protein. Gene Ontology annotation, biological process: protein quality control for misfolded or incompletely synthesized proteins; chaperone-mediated protein complex assembly; protein catabolic process. The transcript has 3 exons. Lineage: Eukaryota; Fungi; Ascomycota; Sordariomycetes; Hypocreales; Ophiocordycipitaceae. Gene Ontology annotation, cellular component: mitochondrial matrix. The record is from RefSeq and is a predicted model, not a curated record. Bases 1 to 3351 code for a protein of 1116 amino acids. Gene Ontology annotation, molecular function: ATP-dependent peptidase activity; ATP hydrolysis activity; single-stranded DNA binding.
AUGAUGCCGCGAUGCCGCGUCUCCGGACGCUUCGCGCUCGAGCGCCCCCAUCUCCCAGCGACCAGAGCUCUCUCCAGGCCCCUGUCCCGGACCCGGGCCGCGACGCCGCCCUGCCUCUCGAGUCACUACGCCUGCGCUCGCCCCUUGCCCGCCCUCCGCUCGCGACUAAACCUGGCAUGCUUCUCGACGACUGCCAUGGCCAGCAAGGAAAAGGAUAACAAGGACAAGGGCGGCAACUUCUUCGACUCCGCCGUUGAACCACCCACCGAACCGCUUUCGGAAGAGGAGGUAAAGGCCAAUCUCGACAACAACAAGAAGGAGCUCGACGACAAGGCUGUCCCAGAACCCAAAGCCAGCGACGCCGACUUUACCGUCUCUGCCAAGACCGAAGGAAGCGGCUCCCCGGCGUCGGAUGACGGCGGCUCCAGUGGCGAUGGGGGAAAACGGGGUCGCAAAUCGACCGAGAAAGCGCUCCAGAAGCCUGUCGUGCCCGAAGUAUACCCUCAGGUGCUCGCCAUCCCAAUCGCUCGGCGGCCGCUCUUCCCCGGUUUCUACAAAGCUAUAACCAUCAAGGAUCCAGACGUCGCCACCGCCAUCACCGAAUCCAUCAAGCGUGGCCAGCCAUACGUUGGCGCCUUUCUCUUCAAGGACGAAAACGAAGACGAGGACAUCAUUAGGGAUGCCAAUGACGUGUAUGACGUCGGCGUCUUCGCACAGAUUACGAGCGCCUUUCCCAUACACGGCCAAGAGGGCGCCUUGACCGCCAUCCUAUACCCCCACCGCCGCAUCCGACUCUCCAGCCUCUUGCCACCGGGCGGCCAUGAUGCCAAAAAGGCCGAUACAAAGGCCGACACCAAAGCCGAAGCAAAGGUCGAGCCCGAGGUGCCGCAGCCCAUCCCCUCCAAGCCUGCCGAGGACGAUGCCAGUCAAGAUAAAAAGGGAGACGUGGUGGCAAGCUUCGAAGAGGCGGCCGUGGAGAAGAAGCCAGACCAAGUGGCGGAGCGAUACGAACCCACCUCGUUCCUCAAGCGAUAUCCCGUCAGCCUCGUCAACGUGGAGAACCUGGCAGACGAGCCCGUCGAUCCCAAGAGCCCGGUCAUUCGGGCUGUCACCAACGAGAUUGUCAACGUCUUCAAGGAGGUUGCCACCAUGAACAACCUCUUCCGCGACCAGAUAUCAACCUUUUCAAUGAGUCAGUCUACCGGUAACGUGACCUCAGAGCCCGGGAAGCUCGCCGAUUUCGCCGCCGCCGUGUCCUCGGGGGAGCAGAAUGAGCUGCAGGAAGUGCUUGCAUGCAUGAACGUGGAGGAAAGGAUGCAAAAGGCUUUGAUCGUGCUGAAAAAAGAGCUCAUGAACGCCCAACUGCAAUCCAAGAUUACCAAGGACGUGGAGAGUAAGAUUAGCAAGCGGCAGCGCGAGUACUGGCUCAUGGAGCAGAUGAAGGGCAUCCGUCGCGAGCUCGGCCUCGAAUCCGAUGGCAAGGACAAGCUGGUCGAGAAGUUCAAGGAAAAAGCCGGUAAGCUGGCCAUGCCCGAGGCGGUCCGCAAAGUCUUCGAAGAGGAGCUUAACAAGCUCGCUCACCUGGAAACGGCUGCCUCUGAGUUUAAUGUGACUCGGAACUACCUGGACUGGCUCACUCAGAUUCCGUGGGGGCAGAGGAGUCCCGAGAAUUUCGGCAUUCCCAACGCCGUCAAGGUACUGGACGAAGACCACUAUGGCCUGCAGGACGUCAAGGACCGCAUCUUGGAGUUUAUCGCCGUGGGCAAGCUGCGCGGCACCGUCGAGGGAAAGAUACUCUGCUUCGUCGGCCCCCCCGGUGUCGGCAAGACAAGCAUUGGCAAAUCCAUCGCUAGGGCCUUGAACCGACAGUACUACAGGUUCAGUGUCGGAGGCCUGACCGAUGUGGCGGAAAUCAAGGGCCACCGCAGGACAUAUGUGGGCGCGCUGCCGGGCCGGAUUGUUCAGGCAUUGAAGAAGUGUCAGACCGAGAACCCGCUCAUCUUGAUCGACGAGGUCGACAAGAUCGGCCGGGGAUACCAGGGAGAUCCCUCUUCGGCACUGCUCGAGCUCCUGGACCCGGAGCAAAAUAACUCCUUCCUGGACCACUACAUGGAUGUGCCGGUCGACCUGUCCAAAGUCCUCUUCGUGUGCACUGCCAACAUGACAGACACGAUUCCGAGGCCGCUUUUGGAUCGCAUGGAAUUAAUCACGCUCUCGGGUUACGUCGCGGACGAGAAGAAGGCCAUUGCCAACAGGUACCUUGCUCCGGCGGCAAAGGAAGCAGCCGGCCUCAAGGAGGCACAUGUCGAGCUCACCGGCGAGGCGAUCGAGGAGCUCAUCAAGUCGUACUGUCGGGAGUCGGGUGUUCGCAACUUGAAGAAACAGAUCGAAAAGGUCUAUCGAAAGUCUGCCUUGAAGAUUGUUCAAGACCUCGGAGAGGAGGUCAUCCCUGAGGACGAAGCCCUGACAGAGGAUGGCAAAUCAGCAUUGCAAGCAGAGGAGCGAAAGUCGGAAGACGCGAGCGAAGGCGCAGCGGCCGAGGGAGGGGACAAGAGUGUUGCGGAAUCAGACGAGGUGGAGACGACGGAAAAGCCGCGGAAGCCACUGAGUGUGCCGGACUCGGUCCACAUCGAGAUCGGAAAGGACAACCUCACCGAUUACAUCGGACCGCCCGUGUUCACAUCGGACCGCCUCUACGACGUGAGUCCACCCGGCGUGUCCAUGGGCCUGGCUUGGACCCAGAUGGGCGGCGCGGCCAUGUACAUCGAGUCUAUCCUGCAGGCGCCACUGAGGCCCAGCACCCGGCCGCAACUGGAGAUCACGGGCAACCUCAAGUCGGUGAUGAAGGAGUCGACGACGAUCGCCUACUCGUUCGCCAAGUCCUUCAUGGUCAAGCAGUUUGCGGACAAUCACUUCUUCGACAAGGCCAAGCUGCACCUGCACGUGCCCGAUGGGGCCGUCUCCAAGGACGGGCCGUCGGCUGGCAUCACCAUGGCGACCUCGCUCUUGUCCCUUGCCUUGGACGCCCCUGUCAACCCGACGGUGGCCAUGACGGGCGAGCUCACCCUGACGGGCAAGGUGCUGAGGAUCGGCGGCCUGAGGGAGAAGACGGUGGCGGCGAGAAGAGCGGGCUGCAAGACCAUCAUCUUCCCCAGCGACAACACGUCGGACUGGCUGGAGCUGCCUGAGAACAUCAAAGAGGGUAUCGAGGGUCACGCGGUCGGGUGGUAUGGCGAGGUAUUUGACCUCGUGUUUCCCGACCUCGAUCGCAAGCAGGCGAACGAAUGUAAGAUUUGCGAGUGGAAAAGCCAGCAGAAGGAGGAGCCUGAGCGACCCCAAGAGGACGAAUAG